Aspergillus puulaauensis is the source of this 1416-nucleotide messenger RNA. RefSeq lists its product as uncharacterized. Bases 1 to 1416 code for a protein of 471 amino acids. The record is from RefSeq and is a predicted model, not a curated record. The transcript has 2 exons. Lineage: Eukaryota; Fungi; Ascomycota; Eurotiomycetes; Eurotiales; Aspergillaceae.
AUGAAUUCACUGGAUGCCCUGCCGCAGGAGAUCAUUGCUCUGGCUCUCCAGAACUGCGACUCCUUCCACCAAAUACACUGCCUCAUCUCAACAUGCAAACGAACCCGCUCAGUCUGGAUCUUGAAUCAACGCUCAAUUCUCUGGCCCGUUGCCCAAGCCGAAAUACCUGGUUUCAGCGAUGCUCUUAUAGCAGUGCGUGCAACACGGAUUGCCACAGACGCCCUGCUCCAGGGAGAGCUGCCGCCAGAUCCAUUCACGGUCUCGGAGCUGAGUGGCGACGCCAACAAGCCUUCGCUCGAGGAACUGAAAGAGGUUCAGACCUUGCACCGUGCCGUAAACUACCUGGAGAAGGAAAUUCUAUCCUACGACCAAGACAGAUUCGUUUCUAUGCCGGACGAGCUCGAAACCAAGCACGACGAAUGCGCCCGCGUUAAGUGGAAGGUCUGGCGCGAGGAGUGCCACCGGGCGAUAUACCGAAAUCUGGCUGCGGGGGCCAUACUUUGCCGCGCAUAUAAUGCCCCCGUUGUCUCUGGGGCCCGACCAAGAGGCUUCCUGGCCGCGUUUCUUGAGCUUAUGCAAGGGAACGAAGACCCCGACUACGUGAUAGAGGGCUGGUUCUCUGAAAGUGAGCAGAGCUAUCUCUCCGAGAUUCCGUUGUACAGUAUCAAGGACUAUCACAAGUGCGAGGCAGCUUUUCACCCUCUUGAAGAUAUCUUCGUAGAGGAAAGCAGGAAACGCGAGCCAUUCGAGCCAUUGGAGAUGGUGGCAUCUGCAAGAUUGAGGAGAGACGAAUCUCUUUUCAAGAACUUUGGACGAUAUGUGGAUAUCCGGAAUCCUGAGUCGCUCGACCCCGACCAUGCAGAAAACCUCUUCCAUCAGAUUCUUCACUUCAUCGCUAUCGUGGAGGAGGAGCCACGGAAGUUUAUUUGGGAUCCGAGAACCCAAGACGCUCAAUGCGAGGAAGUCCCAGGCGACAGUCCCUCCACCUUUGCAAUUUUCUUUGGAUCUUUCGUCCCAAUAAAGAUUUCCGUCCGGGACAGAACGACCGUGUCCGGGAGUCUAGUCCUCCCAGGCCUUGAAGCCAAGACAGCCAAAUCCAAAGAGAGCAACUAUUUCGGAUUCCAGUACAUGGACGCCUUUCUCACCAAAGUGUGGGAGGUGGGUGGGAUCCCAAACUACUAUGGAGGAGACAAACGACCCCCGCCGCCUCAGUUUUAUUUUGCCGAGUACAUGCUCCGAAAGUAUUUCAGCGUUCGAUUUGCAGAUGGGAUUUAUGAGGCUGCAUGGGAUGGGUUCACCCAUUACGGUGCCUUGUUUACCAAUCUUGAAUCGAAUAUCUGGUAUGACGAGGAGUGCUUAUUUCAGUCCUCGGAUGACCCUAUUCCUGCAGUCUACUAUAGGGAUGCUUUUGAAUAG